AUGGAGGAAACCACCGAGAUCCUCCUUUACAAGCUACAAGCUAUCACCAGAUGUAAAGAAAAUGACAAGGAGAUGGACAAUUCGAAGGAUUUUGAAGCUUAUUGGUCAAAGUAUAAACUGAGGAAGGGCUAUCAGUUAGUACAAGGAAUGAUUUAUGGAUAUAGUUCUGAUUUAUGUGAAUGCAGGGAUGGCUAUAGCAAGUGGCAGCAUGGAAGUGAUUCUGAUUGUUGUACUUCUGCAGUUCUGAACCGAGGUCUGUGGAUCCAUAAAAAUGUUGAAGUCGUAACUUUGGAGCCCAUUUGGCCCUGA
This is a messenger RNA of Vicia faba (fava bean), 309 nucleotides long. NCBI's taxonomy places the organism in Eukaryota, Viridiplantae, Streptophyta, Magnoliopsida, Fabales, Fabaceae. The record is from the annotation of a GenBank genome assembly.